Molecule: messenger RNA, 1812 nt
Organism: Synchiropus splendidus (mandarinfish)
Lineage: Eukaryota; Metazoa; Chordata; Actinopteri; Syngnathiformes; Callionymidae
Gene: orai1b
Product: ORAI calcium release-activated calcium modulator 1b
Exons: 2
Coding region: 371-1042 (223 amino acids)
Biological process (GO): store-operated calcium entry
Cellular component (GO): membrane
Molecular function (GO): store-operated calcium channel activity
Source: RefSeq, a predicted model, not a curated record
GUUUUAACUGAACAAUGCGCUGGGUUUUGUACACAUACAACAGUUACUCAUGUUUAUCGAUGCUUUGUUGCAUGUAGUCAGACAAAUGUGCGCACAUAGCCCUGGGCUUGAUCACACAUCAGUUAGUGGAGCGUAUGUUUCCUUCAGACCGCAAAGACUUCUGGGUUACGUAAGGUGCAGGCGGCUCGAGCUCGCUACACGCCGCUCGAGACUGUCGGAGACAAACUACUCCUCGCCUUUCGCCUGUCGACUUUUUGGCAGCGUUUUUUGUCCGUGGUUAGAAUGUUGAGUGUUGGUGGUGGUGGUCGUGUUGUGAGGGAGUAGCGCACUUGUUCGGCCUCGCCGGUCCGGUCCAUUCCAGCAGUGCAACAUGAGUCUGGAUGAGCAUUCGCUGCAGGCUCUGUCCUGGAGGAAGCUGUACCUCAGCCGGGCCAAGCUGAAGGCUUCGAGUCGGACCUCGGCGCUGCUUUCUGGAUUUGCCAUGGUGGCCAUGGUGGAGGUUCAGCUGGAUAACAGCUAUCCUUAUCCACCAGCUCUCCUGAUUGCCUUCAGUGCCUGCACCACCGUGCUCGUUGCCGUCCACCUUUUCGCGCUGAUGGUCAGCACCUGCAUUUUGCCAAACAUCGAGGCGGUCAGCAAUGUCCACAACCUCAACUCAGUAAAGGAGUCUCCACACGAGCGGAUGCACAGACACAUUGAACUGGCGUGGGCUUUUUCCACCGUCAUCGGAACUUUGCUCUUUCUAGCAGAGGUGGUUCUACUUUGCUGGGUGAAGUUUUUACCUGUGAAACCCAAACAGUCCAACAAUAACACCGUUUCAGCUGGCGUGGCCGCUGCCAUCACCUCCACGUCGAUCAUGGUCCCUUUUGGAUUGAUCUUCAUCGUCUUUGCAGUGCAUUUUUACCGCUCUUUGGUGAGCCAUAAGACUGACCGACAGUUCCAAGAGUUGGAAGAGUUAUCCAAUCUCACCAGGCUGCAGAAUGAGCUGGACAACAGAGGGGAGUCUUCCAUGUUGCAGUCCCCCAGUUCACAUUUUCCAUAAACUAUUCACCUUUUAAGUGGGACAAUAUCAACCAACAUCCCAAGAGCAACUAACACGUUUGACAGUGAUGUAUCUCAUUUGAAUAUAGCUCUCAGUGUGAGGGCUUACUCAUCCACACUCUCCUAUAAUAACUCCUUUUUUGGAUGUCACUGGAACUAUUUUACUGUGCUGUUUAUUUUUAAACAACAUAUUCGACUUGUUUAAUUUCCCAUGCACUUGUUGAGUGAUAUAUGACUGCUUCACAGGAUAUUUAAUUAGUGUAUUCUUAUAUUAUGGUUUGUAUCACUGAUCAAAUGUUUACCUGAACUUCUGAUCUCUGUAAAUAAGAUGUAUGUUAUUUUCAACAAAGCCUUAUUUCUCUGGUUCUUUAACAUGAUCGUUCGUUUACCCAGUAGAGGGUUCUCACCCAUGCAGUUGAGCACAGGUCUCUGUUUCUACGUCUGUCAUGCCACGCCACUGUGCCAUCCUCAUGUAUUGUUAUAACGUUGGAAUGCCAACGUUAGGCCGGGAAUGUGUACUACAUCCUUUUACAUCGCCGCUGAAAUCAUCUGUGCCGGGGAAUAAAUCCUGGUGAGAACCUGAGCUGUCAUCAUCUACACCUCCACGCCAAUAAAGUCUGCCUGCUUUUGGUACGAUGCAUUUAAUACCUUACCCUGGAAAGCUAUGUGUUUGUUGGUGUUUAUGUCAGAGUAUUUGCUAGAUAAUUAAAAAAUGGACCCACAGACUUCACUCACAUAUUGAGUUAAUGUUAACGGGACAAAGAACACAUG